Molecule: messenger RNA, 1845 nt
Organism: Xenia sp. Carnegie-2017
Lineage: Eukaryota; Metazoa; Cnidaria; Anthozoa; Malacalcyonacea; Xeniidae
Exons: 4
Coding region: 1-1845 (614 amino acids)
Source: RefSeq, a predicted model, not a curated record
AUGGCCCAAGUUGCCUUGCGGAAAACUGCAGAUGAAGGAGCAUCAAAGAACCCGAGAGCAGAUAAAGUUAUAAAGGACAAUUCUUACAUCGACGAUAUUCUGGAUUCAGUUGCUACAAAUGAAGAAGCAAUCGGGUUGACUAAAACAAUUGACAGCAUCCUUGAUAGUGGCGGGUUUCAUGUGAAGGGAUGGCAAUCAAACCGAGAGUUGAACAGGAAAGACGACCAAGAAGAUGGUAAUGAAGUUGAUGUUGCUCAUGGAAAACAAGAGUCAAAAGUGCUCGGCCUGGCCUGGAACAAGAAGGAGGAUGUGCUUAAGUAUAAAGAACUGUGGCAGCAAGGACUCGACUGGGACCAUGAACUAUUGCAAAGUGAUCAAACAAAAUGGUUGACGUACUUUAAAGAGAUGGAUCAGUUGAACGAAAUAUCGUUAAAAAGAUGUCUAUGUCCCGUUGUAAUGAUUGAGCCACCGAUCUUGUGUGCCUUUGCCGACGCAUCGCGAAAAGCAUUUGGAACAUGUGCAUACUUGAGAAGUAUAGGACCUACUGGAGUGGUGAACGUGCGGUUUGUUGCAGCAAAGUCACGAGUCGCCCCAUUGAAAGAGCUAACAAUACCCAGAUUAGAACUACAAGCAGCCGUGUUAGCCAGCCGUUUAUGCAAGACCAUCCAAAAUGAGCUCCUUAUACCACUAAAAGAGAGUGUCUUGUUUACCGACAGCGCAAUUGUUCUUGCGUGGAUCCGCAGCCAGGGAAGACGACCCAAACCAUUUGUUUCAAGUCGAAUCGGGGAAAUAGAAAGCAACGUCCAACCUGCUCAAUGGAGACACAUCCCAACGGAUCAGAACGUGGCAGAUGGUGUAUCCCGUGGUCUCCGUGUUGUUGAGCUGUCGGAUAUAUGGAAAAACGGUCCUGAAUUCCUGUAUUUGCCAAAGGAAGAAUGGCCGGUCGAAAACGCAAAACCCGAUGCAAAAGAAGUUGAAAGGGAAUGUAGACGUUCAAAAUAUGUAGGUGCAGUGACAACGUCAGUAAACUUAAUUGACAGUGAAAGGUUUUCAAGUUUGAGAAAGCUCGUACGAGUUACUGCUUGGGUUUUGAGAGCUAAGUCAACAUUAUUAGCAAAGGUACGGUCGACAGCGAAGGACACAGCAAGAGGAGAUUGCUUAACACCGGCAGAACUCGAAAGAAGUAGGACAUUCUGGAUUAAAAGAGCUCAAAAAAAGAUUCGUGCACAAGUGAAAUCUGAAGAAUUAAGAUCUCUGAGUCCUUUUACAGAUGAAGAAGGCACUGUCAGAGUUGGCGGAAGAAUUGAUAAUUCAUUAGUCUCUUACGAAACCAAGCAUCCUGCUCUCCUGCCCUAUAAUCACCAAAUCUCCAAAUUGAUAGUGGAAGAGUUUCACAAAAGAGGUCACCACGGGGUAGCAACUACGGUAGCAAAAAUCAGAAGAAUGUAUUGGAUCAUUCGAGCACACAAUUUAGCAAAGAGCAUCAAGGCAAACAUGCGACUACUUUGGACCACUGACGGUCAAAGUGGGAAGAAACAAGAGAACGUAAAACGUAAUCGUAAGGCACGAUACGAUUACGAUUACGGUAAGGAACGUAAAACAAAACGUAAAUCACAGAUAAUGGCCAACUUACCACCACAGCGACUCCAACCCCAUUCCCCACCGUUUCACUACACAGCAUGCGACUACUUUGGACCACUGACGGUCAAAGCACGUAAUCGUUACGUGCCUAAAGACUCGAGCAGUCCACCUAGAAAUCGCCACCGAUUGUUCAGCGAUGGAAUUUAUCCAGUCUCUGCGAAGAUUCUUCUCAAUUCGGAGAUACCCAUCAGAAAUCUUGAGUGA